Messenger RNA from Cyclocybe aegerita, 1662 nucleotides. NCBI's taxonomy places the organism in Eukaryota, Fungi, Basidiomycota, Agaricomycetes, Agaricales, Hemipholiotaceae. The record is from the annotation of a GenBank genome assembly.
AUGGACCCCUCUCUUGUCUCUAGCGCGGAUUCUAUGGACGUGGACAAGGAUCCUGCACAACCGCCGGAAGAGAUGGCGACCAUAAACGCGGCUCUUCCACGUAAACCUCGCGCGUCGUCUCUUCCCCUCAAACCCCCUAGCCAUACCGUCGGCUUCAUAUACUGUUCUGAGAUGAUGCUCCAUUGCUCACCUCAUGGCCAUCCCGAACAGCCCCUCCGAAUAAAGAGUAUUUUCACCAUACUAGUUCACAAUCAACUCGAUAAGUUGAUGAAAUGGCUUCCUAUUCGGGAGGUUCGAAGAGAAGAAGCUCUCCUCGUUCACAGCGAAGACCAUUGGGAAAAGGUUGUAGCCCUCCAACACAUGACUGUACAGCAAAGAAUUGAUUCUGAAGAUUAUUACGACCAAAUGUCUCUGUAUGUUAUGUCUGCUACCACUCGCUCCGCUCUCUUGAGUUGUGGGGGUGUUGUAGAAGCAUGUCUUGCUGUUGCGCGUGGUGAAUUGAAAAAGGCUUUUGCCAUCGUUCGUCCUCCUGGUCACCAUGCUGAGCCAGAUGAACACAUGGGCUUCUGCUUCUUCAACAAUGUGGCGGUCGCUGCAAGAGUUGUCCAACAGAUGACACCCAUUAAGAGGGUUCUCAUUCUUGACUGGGAUGUCCAUCAUGGUAACGGAACUCAGAGAGCCUUCAAUGAGGACCCAUCCGUUCUCUAUGUGUCAUUGCAUCGAUACGAACAAGGGAUAUUUUAUCCUUGCGGUCCCUUUGGCUCCAUGCAAUCCUGUGGCGAGGGCCCGGGUCUGGGAUACUCUGUGAAUAUCCCAUGGCCAGAGAAAGGAAUGGGUGAUGCCGAAUACAUCUAUGCCUUUCAAAAGGUCGUUAUGCCUAUAGCAAUGGAGUUCGCCCCUGAGCUGGUCAUCAUUUCUGCGGGUUUCGACGCAGCGGACGGUGACGAGCUCGGAGAAUGUCACGUCUCUCCUGUUGGGUAUGCACACAUGACACAUAUGCUUGCUGGUUUGGCUGGCGGUCGCCUAGUCGUUGCUCUCGAGGGUGGCUACAAUCUAGAUUCAAUAUCCGUUUCAUCACUAGCCGUCACAAAGGUCCUGCUUGGCCAGGCGCCUGAUAUGCUACCUCCUCUCACCGCCAAUGAAGCUGCAACAGAGACAGUUUGGUUGGUUGCUCGGGAGCAAAGCAAAUAUUGGAAGAGCGUGGACCCGAAAGCUUGCGAACCUCAGCAAGGCCUAGAAUCAAUAAGCUAUACGAUACCAGAAAUUCUCAAAGAGCACCGGCAGCACUACAUGUACAAAAAUCACGACAUGAUGCAAGUGCCGAUGAUGUCUACAUAUAUGGAAGAACGAUUCCAGUCUCAAGUAAUGUGCACUCCGGACAUAUUCCAGAACAAAACAUUGGUAUUCUUUGUUCAUGAGUUUGGUAAUCUUCGCAUGGAAUUGCAAUCUUCAGCAACAUGUGACGUGAGGCUUGAAAAUUCUUAUCUUAUCGAUUUUUCUAAAGAGCUUAUUACAUGGGUCAAAAAAGAGGGAUACUCUUUACUAGAUGCAAACCUAUACCCAAAGCCUACAAAUAAAACUUCAGCCGCUUCGCGUUUGAAAGCCACAGAAGACAUUGGCCGGGAUGUCGUGAUAUACCUUUGGGACAACUACGUCCAGUGA